Messenger RNA from Oncorhynchus kisutch (coho salmon), 1893 nucleotides. RefSeq lists its product as uncharacterized. The transcript has 4 exons. The record is from RefSeq and is a predicted model, not a curated record. Lineage: Eukaryota; Metazoa; Chordata; Actinopteri; Salmoniformes; Salmonidae. The coding region runs from base 444 to 1316 and encodes 290 amino acids.
AGCUUUUUUUGCACCGUCUGUUGAGAAGAAAAAUAGGCCUAAAAGGCGAUAAUGAACAAUUGAACACACUAUCUUGUAUCCAUCUAUCGAUUUAGCCAAAACAACUCGAAAUCCAUUCAAGACUUUUGACGCGCAGGAACGUGCGCACGUAAAAGGCAAUAAGGAAACCAAAUUUCAUUUCAGAAUUGGUUAAAAUAAUGUUAGGAUCAGGGUUUAGAUAAGGACGCCAAACGACAGAAGAAGGCAGAAGAACUUCUAUUGGCUGAAGCAAGUUUUAGGACAAAUGCCUUCAGAAUCAUCAAUAUAAUGAUUGAACUAUGCGUAGAGAACCCUGGCAGUAAGGUGCAUGUGGAUGAGGUAUGUAUGCAUUUGAAGGUGUCAUUGGAUAGUUUAUCUUCUUUUCCUGCAUAAAACGACCUCAAAAAAUAUGAAUAAAUGGAUGGAUGGAUAGAGUCAUCCAGAAAUUAGGGUUAUGCAUCCAAAGAGACAAUCAUUUAAUUUGUACAUCUCAUAGCAAACCUGUGUUUGUCUCUAAGAUUCUCCACAGCAUCUUCUUCUUAGGUUUAUUUCGUAAACCCCAACAAUGCACCCCCAACGAUAUCCUUGGUGAAUUUAAGCCUAAAGUGCAGGAGAUUUUCCCGAGACCAUUUGAGAAUUACAACAGUAAACUGCCAAGACGGACUCCGUUCUCCUCUGUGCUGGAUAUGGUGGUCUCCUCGCUUGGACCAGACAUAGAGAUCAAUAUACUGGUGGAGAGACUGCAGGAAAUCGCCAAUGGCAUGUCAGAACCCAAUAGUAAAUACAAGUUCAACUCCUCAACCAUCUGUGUCUCUCAAGGGAAGGAUGUUCAAAGAAGUUACUAUGGAGCGUCCAUGUCCUGCAAUGGGAAGCAAGAAGGACAGAUCAUGGUUGCUGUGUCCUGUCUGAGUACCUGGCACUGCGGUGUAUCCAAUGCCGUGAUGACAUACGACCCAAACACCAAGAAGAUGAGAGAGAACUUUGACCACACCUUCAAUCUACCAACGGAUUUCAGGUGCCAGGCUUUCAAUCUGAGGACUCGGGACAGGAUGGAUCCUUGCAAAUCAUGUCAUAAUCUGUUUGGCCUUGAGCCAAGAGGAACGGAGAUGUGGCCCUACGGGAACUGCGCCGAGGCAGAGAGCUUGAGCAAACUGUUCAAAGGAGAGGGAUUUGUUGCUAGGAGAGUAGUAGAUGAUGAGGUGCGAAUGGAGGUGAUACAGUCGGUAAGAUCUGACCUGCAAAGAAAACUCAGGUCUAUUGAAUACGAAUGGGAUGGUGACUAUUACAUUCCACUGUAGAUUGUCAAAGAUGAUGGUGAAGCACAUCCAUACACACACGUACGAACACAUACAUACACACACAAUCACUUACAUACUUCACACACACAUAUAUACACUCUUACUGCAACACACUGAGAUCCAAAACAUGAAACAUAUAAUCAUAGCUUGGUGCGGGGCUAGCAACAUGUGAUUUGUGUCUGACAGUUAGCGUUGAAACAUUGCCAAAGCAGUGAACCACUCUGUGCAUGUAGUAUACAGUAUAACUGCUAGGCUAUUGCUAUCGGCUCUUAUCAAUGACAUCUGUGAAGUAGAUGGUUCUUUUAGAAGGGGACCGUUGUUUAGAGUAGCUCAUGGAGAUACCUGAAAUUGAAUUUAAUAUUCUAGUCUAGACACAGCAUUUAACAUAUAUUUUUUAAGAUGAUUUUAAUUGGGAUUUUAAACUUUAUUUCUGUAUACUCUAGUUAUUAAUGCACAUUUUACUGAUCUGUAACAAAUUACUAAUACUGUAAAUGUUGGUGUGAAUUCAUGUCUGGGUUGAUUUCUAGCUAUGUGAGGAAUUCAUCUAAUAAAGGAACUUACAUUGUGACCAUUGUAA